Messenger RNA from Gastrolobium bilobum, 726 nucleotides. Its product is annotated as cytochrome c oxidase-assembly factor COX23, mitochondrial. The record is from RefSeq and is a predicted model, not a curated record. NCBI's taxonomy places the organism in Eukaryota, Viridiplantae, Streptophyta, Magnoliopsida, Fabales, Fabaceae. The transcript is spliced from 3 exons. The coding region runs from base 89 to 304 and encodes 71 amino acids.
UAGAAUAACGUUAUCGAAGCGAAGUCUAGUAGCUUGUUUCAAACUCUAAUCUCAUCAAAACGAAACUCCGGUAGCUUGCUGAAACGCGAUGGCGUCCAAAGUCUCAAACCCUCCAUAUCCGAGUGCUGCGAGAAUCGCCGAUUCUCAGUGUUUUCCUCAAUAUACUGCUUCUCUCAAAUGUUUAGAAGAAUUUAAUUCUGAUAAGAGUAAAUGUCAAGAACAUUUUGAUGUUUACAAGGAGUGUAAGAAAAAGGAGAGGGAAGCACGAUUGGAACGUAAUAAAAAUCGGUCCUUCUUCUCAUGAAAUCUUAGCAAGGCUUUCGCUGAUUGUAUCAUAAGAAACAAAGUGAAGAGUGCACUGGGAUUGCGGGUUCGUCUGUGGUUAUCUGAUGCUAUGAAAAGAAGGUGCUGCAAUAAAUAUGCACAAUGGUUCUCUACACACUGCUCCUUUCUGUUUCUGCAUUAUGUAGUUCAACUGAAACCUUGUUCACUUUUGGAUACUAAAAUUACUGUGAUGUACGUUUUCCUUUUUUUCUGUUUUUCCUAGUCUGAUAAUAUAUGUUUUCCUUGAAGAGUAAUGAGGUAUCAUCACAGGGCCAGCUCUUUCUUUCUUUUUAUUAUCAUCAUUAUUAUUGUUAGGGCAAGUUGCUUUUGGCUUUAAGUAUGUUAACUUGUCUGUUAUAUUUAGAAAAUUUGAUUAAAUUAAAGAAGUGGAUGAGAACGAAU